UAUUUUUUUAAUUUAAAAUUUAAAAUUUUCAAUAAAGCUCAUUGCCACAGAGGACCAUCUGCCCCAGUUUGGAUACUCUUGGUCUUGGUAGAGGCUCAAAUGGCUAGGAAGCUAAGUAAGCCUUCACUAAAGAAACAAUCAUUUUUCAAGGUCCUGCUUGGCGACUUCUAUCAGCAUCUGCGUUUACCACCUGUGUUUAUCGAGAAGUUAGAUGGGCAAUCACUUCCCAAAUGUGCUCUUAGAGGCCCUAAUGGGAAACUGUGGACUGUGGAAUUGGAAGAGAGGGAGAAUGGCUUUUUCUUCCAUGAUGGUUGGCAGGGUUUUGUGAGGGAUCAUUGUUUAGAAAUCGGAAAUUUUUUGGUUUUCGACUAUGAUGGUGACUCAAAGUUUGAUGUCACAAUUUAUGAACCAACUGGCUGUGAAAAGGAUGUAGAAGCAGCCAAGAGGAGAAAUGGUAAUCCUGUUUCCUCUGUCAAAGAUGAAAUUGUUGACAUUGAGACUGAAAACUACAACAAAGAAAGUAAAAGCAAAACCAUCAAUGCUGAAAGAACAAGUCGCAAGUAUGUCAUGUCUGGAAAGAGACCUGCAAAUGACUGUGUAGAAGAAACAUCAACUGGAUCCAUCUUGUUCAAAUCGGAGAAUUCAUGUUUCAUAAAAAUUCUGACGAAAAUACUAUAUCCAGUGACAGUUCCAAAGGAACUAGCCAUAGCUGAAGGUCUUGUGAGGCAGAAGAGUGUAAAGCUUCAAGAUCCAGCUGGGAGAUCAUGGAUUGUUAAACUUAGAGUCCACAGGUCACCGUAUCUUCGUUUCGACAUGACGAAAGGUUGGGCAAAAUGUUGUAGAGCAAACCAGAUUUCACAAGGGGACACCAUCGUUUUUGAGUUUGUGAAACCAAGUGUAAUGCAAAUUCAUAUCUACAGAGGAGGAAGAGUUGGAGGCAGUGGGUGUUCUGUUGUACUCGUUAACCCCGGCCUGAAAACCUAAGCUAUUUUUACUCUAGAGUUUCGCAUUGCGAUACUUUUAAAAAAUGUUUGACUGCAAUCCAUUUUGGCUAAGUGAUGAUCUUCUUGUAUUUUAUUAGGUUAGUUUUCAUUUUCCAGUCAUUCUUUCUACUACUCUUUAGUGCCGCCUGUGAAAUAUUUAACGAUUGUUUUACUUGA
Prunus mume (Japanese apricot) is the source of this 1160-nucleotide messenger RNA. The record is from RefSeq and is a predicted model, not a curated record. NCBI's taxonomy places the organism in Eukaryota, Viridiplantae, Streptophyta, Magnoliopsida, Rosales, Rosaceae.